Lathyrus sativus (Indian pea) is the source of this 375-nucleotide messenger RNA. The record is from the annotation of a GenBank genome assembly. NCBI's taxonomy places the organism in Eukaryota, Viridiplantae, Streptophyta, Magnoliopsida, Fabales, Fabaceae.
AUGCAAAGCCAACAAGACAACGACGACGGCCCGCCACCCGGAUGGCAACCUAUCCCUACUCCCCAACGCCCACCGCCACUUCCAUCCGGUUUUGCUCAAAUGGUUUGUGGUUCUUGUAGACGUCUGCUUUCGUAUCCAUCCGGUGGCAAACAUGUCAAAUGUUCAUGCUGUCAAAUGGUCAACAUUGUAUUAGAAGCUGAUCAGGUUGGGCAAGUUAAGUGUGGGAGUUGCGCGCUAUUGCUAAUGUAUCCAUAUGGUGCUUCACAAGUCAGGUGUUCAUCAUGCCGGUUUGUGACAGAAAUCGGGGCAAAUAACAAGCGGCCUCCAUGGUCUGUACAACAAAGUAAACCAACUCCUCCCAAAGCUAGCUGUUAG